CCUCAUCCCUCCACCCUCCACCCUCCCUGUCUCCCGCACCCACCACGCGCGUUGCCCGUCGCGUCUCAUAAAGGCAGGACCACAAACCAGGAUCUAGGGCAGACAAAGCCGGUGCAAUAAUGUCCAACACGGUCAAAGACCUCGCAGCCGGUACGGCAGGUGGUAUUGCUCAGGUCCUCGUUGGACAACCCUUCGACAUCGUCAAAGUGCGUAUGCAAACGUCGGCCAAGGGGACCUACUCUGGCAUGAUGGACUGUGCAGGCGGUAUCCUUAAGAAUGAGGGUCCCCUUGCGUUCUACAAGGGCACGCUCACGCCUCUGCUCGGCAUCGGUGUAUGCGUUUCAAUCCAGUUUGGCGCGCUCGAGUUCGCGAAGCGCAAGUUUGCUGAGCAAAAUGCGGCCCGUGGUGUCGGUGGUGAUGGAGGGAAGCUGCUCAGUGCGUCGCAGCUCGUGGUUGCCGGUGUGGGCGCGGGUCUAGCGAACGGAUGGGUUUCGGGUCCAGUGGAGCAUAUACGUAUCCGCUUGCAAACACAGUCCAACACGGCACCGUUGUACAAAGGCCCCUUUGACGCAAUCCGCAAGAUCACGUCCGAGCACGGGAUCAAGGCCCUGUUCAAGGGUCAGAUGGUCACCUUCCUGCGCGAGGCGUCGGGCUACGGCGCGUACUUCCUCGUAUAUGAGAAGCUCGUCCAGCGAGAGAUGGCAACGACGGGCAUCUCGCGCGAGCAGCUGAGCCCCGUCAAGGCGGUGUUGUAUGGUGCCACGGCUGGAUAUGGGCUAUGGGCGGUGAUAUACCCUAUCGAUAUGAUCAAGUCCCGCAUGCAGACGGAUGGAUUCUCGCCCUCGACGGGUCAGAAGUACUUGAAUGCCCGUGACUGCGUGCGAAAAGUGUGGCGGACAGAGGGUAUCAGCGCGUUUACGCGUGGAUUGGGGCCGACUCUCAUCCGUUCCCCAUUCGCCAACGGCGCGACGUUCCUCGGAUUCGAGCUGGCAAGCCGAGUCCUAUAUUCAUAGACGCACCAAACAACCUAGAUAUCGGACACGCCUCAAUACGCGAUCCUGCCUGUGGUGAAAUACCUGCACUCUCGUUAAAACUAACGUCAAAACAAUUAUUGGACCCCCGUUGCAGAUUAUGUUUUGGGAUUCAUCUCCCCUGGCAGCUUAGACGCCAGAUGCACAUAUAUCUCCGUUGUACCUGUUUUACUGCGAAGGUAGAAUGAAGUGCACGGAUGCGGUGAUGCAGGUCCUGUACCGCGGAUGCGAAGUACAU
Molecule: messenger RNA, 1269 nt
Organism: Coniophora puteana RWD-64-598 SS2
Lineage: Eukaryota; Fungi; Basidiomycota; Agaricomycetes; Boletales; Coniophoraceae
Product: mitochondrial carrier
Exons: 7
Coding region: 120-1013 (297 amino acids)
Biological process (GO): mitochondrial L-ornithine transmembrane transport
Molecular function (GO): L-ornithine transmembrane transporter activity
Source: RefSeq, a predicted model, not a curated record